Molecule: messenger RNA, 3184 nt
Organism: Physella acuta
Lineage: Eukaryota; Metazoa; Mollusca; Gastropoda; Physidae
Product: E3 ubiquitin-protein ligase HECTD3
Biological process (GO): proteasome-mediated ubiquitin-dependent protein catabolic process
Molecular function (GO): ubiquitin-protein transferase activity
Source: RefSeq, a predicted model, not a curated record
GUUUUGUGUCGACUUUUUGCUAGAAAACGAAGACACAUUCAAUUUUUUAUAAAGAUUCUAGAUCUAGCUUCUAAUCUAGAUCUAGAUGUAGAUUUCUAGAUCUAGAUCUAGAUCUGGUUUCUUGUGAAAAAACCAUAAUCUACUAUGAAUAGUAACGGCAACAUUCCAGCUGCUCGUGGCAGAAUAGCACGAAUAAGAUGUUUACAAGACUGCAUCACUAGCCUGCGGCAGAGAAAACCAUUCCCUGACCACCUGUGCUACGUGCCGUCAGAAUUAGAGUACACAACAUCCUGCAAGACAACGUGGAAACUUCUGUCAGCGCCUGCCAAAAGUGCUCCGGUCAUGCACGAGAUGUCAGCCACACCAUCCAGUCGUUUGAUUGUCAGUGGAGAAGAUCUGUGUAACGCUGACGGUAAAUGGUUGCGCGUCUUGAAGACUAGAACUUGUUCCAGUGAUGAAUAUGAACCAGUUCCGGGGGAAAGUUUGUGGCUGCUUCUGUUCUCCAGCCGUAGUUCCACCGAAGAAACUCCAUCUGCUGUGCCAGUGCAAGAUUAUGUUGCUGGACAAAACAAAAACAGAAAUAAUUUAAUGAAACAAAUUCCAAAAAUUAAAAGUUGGGAGGGAGUGAUAGAGGAAGUCUAUUCUCCAGUUUUAAAAAAGCACAGAGGUCAGAUAGUAGCACCAGAUGAGGAGGCAGUGGAGAGGUUGAAGUUCCUGGACAAAAAAUGGACGCUGGAUCACGAUGCAGCCCUUGUGCAACUCAUGUCUCAGAACAUCCCCAGGGAAACAGACAACCUCGGCUGUCUGCGCGGCUUUGUUGAAGCCAUCGGUGUCUCUUCUUAUGCUUCUGUGGAUGGAGAGAGCUCUAACCUGACUGAUGACAACCCCAACACGUACUGGGAGACAGACGGCUCCCAGGGCCAGCACUGGAUACGUCUGACCAUGAAGAAAGGAACAAUCAUCAAGUACCUGGCUCUAGUGGUGAACCUGGCUGAUGACAAUUAUCUACCAGAGACCAUCUCAGUUGUGGCAGGAGAGGCGGAUGACAUCAAAGUCUUGAAUAACAUCAACAUCAACUGGAGCACCCAGUCUCAGACUGAGAUCAAGUUGCUGGAGAAUCUGACGGAGCAUUACACCAUCAUCACAGUCAGGAUCAAAUCCUGCAAAUCCCAUGGCAUAGACACACGUAUUCGAGGCAUCAAGCUGAACUGUCUAGAGGAGCGUAGCCUGGGAUUUGAUCAGGAAUUUUUCUCUGGGGAGCGUUUGGUCAGAUUUCCACUUCUUCAGUCUUUCUCUCCAACUGUCAACUACAGGCGCUCUGUCGUACUACAGAGGUUUAUCUGGCUACUUGACAGUGUCAUCCAUUAUUUAAUACCAGCCUGGCAAUCUUCUAUUGAAAGCUGCAACCAUUCAGAUAUUAAAAAUUUAGCUAAUUUAGAGAGUAUUAGGCAACUUUUACCAUUGUCAAAGAAAAGAUUAGCUCUCAUUGACACUCUACUCAAAGGAUCAUCCUCUGACCCAUCAGAGAGAAAAAUUGUGUACAUCAACCGGCACGCAGCAUUUGAACACAGAGCCAACCCUUCGUCUGACUUCAGCAACACUGUUUUCAUGCAGCUCUACGAGGGACUCAAACCCAGGGACAGGGUGUCCUCACCUCUCACCUACAGGUGGUCAGCACAAAAUGACCAGUGGUGGGAGUGCAAGUUUUUGUCUGAAGGCAUCAUAGACCAGGGUGGAGGCUUUAGGGACAGCCUGUCAGACAUAGCGGAGGAGAUGUGCCCAUCAGACCCAGACGCCCCCAUGGCCUUGCCAUUUUUUGUUAGAACUCCCAACCAGACCAAUGAUGAUGGUAAUGUCAACAGAGACUGCUACAUCCCAAACCCAUCCUGCCUUUGUUUAGACAAGUUUGAGUGGAUUGGUCAGCUUAUGGGUGCUUGUUUCAGGGGCAAGGAAAUAUUGAUUGUGUCCCUGGCCCCCUAUGUGUGGAAGCGUCUUGUUGGUGAGAGCUACAGCUGGACCCAGGACUUUCCCACAGUGGAUGCUGCUGAGGUGCGACUUAUUGACAGUCUGGUCAACAUGGACAGAGAAACUUUUCUGGCUGCGGGGCGGAGCUGGUCCAUGGUGCUGAGUGAUGGCUCCCACGUCAGCAUCCGUGUGGACGAUGACGGCAACCCAAAACCUCUCAGCUAUGACGAGAGGGAGGAGUAUGUGCUCAAAGUCAGGGAAAUCAGGCUGGGAGAGUGUGACAAACAGCUGAAGGCAAUGAGAUCAGGGCUGUUGAAAGUUAUUCCUGAAGCUGUCCUUGAACUUUUGACCUGGCAAGAACUUGAAACCAGAAUAUGUGGUCAGCCUGACAUUACAGUGGAGGCUCUGAUGAAAAGCACUUUUUACCACCACAUAGAUGAAGAUGAUAUCAGAGUCAAAUAUUUCUGGAGCGCUGUCAAAAACUUUUCCAACGAGGACAGAAGUCGCCUGUUGCGCUUUAUCUCAGGACGCAGACGUUUGCCUGUUUCAAUCUUCAUAUCAUCGGGCAAAAAUAGUCCAGUCAAUCCUCUGCCUGAGUCGUCUACAUGCUGCAACACCCUCCACCUCCCGGUCUACACUGAUGAGAAGACAGCAGAAGACAGGCUCCGUUAUGCAGCGUAUAACUGUGUUUCCAUUGACACUGAUGAAUAGUUGGAUGUUUGUCUAGUCUAGAAACAUUUCACUUAAUUCUUGUAGCUUGCUGUUUGAAUGCAUUAGGUUUACUAAUGGCCUGUAGAACAAAGAAAGACAGUAACAACAGAGACUAUCCAAGAAUAGAGUGUCUCUGGUUCAACUCUUCUCAUGGAUCAAAUUAAUAGAAAGCUUUAAAAAAAUAUUUUGAACUGAAUGAAAAUAUUUCUAGCCAUACAAGUAGUAAUCUGGAAGGUUGCUCCAUCAGUGUAUGUAUUUAAAGUUGUGUCAACUUUGACCUUUGAACUUGUACAAGGUUGCUGGCUUCAAACCAAUGUAUGUGCUGUUGUCUGUCUCUUGCUGAAAAUAAAUCCCAUGAUCUGUCAGAUUUGUAUCAGUGUAAAUCAUCAAAUGCAUCAUAUGUGUAAUGCUGUGAUAUAAUAUGUACAUUUCAGAUAUUUCUCUUGUAUUUUGUAAAACACUUGCUUUCAUACGCUGAAGAAAAUAUUGUUACAUUUCUUAGAAAAAG